CUCUGUGAGGCUGGGAAGACUGCAGCUGGGGAGGCCCAGCUGAGGCUGAGCGUGGGCACGGAGCUGCCAGUCCCGCCUGAAAGCUGGAAAUGAGUUCAGCUGGUCUCUCCCUCCACCGGGUGUGAGCCCGCCCACCCCAGGAGACCGCAGGGCAAAUGGCCCUGUAAUGGAAACUGGGAAGAUUUUAGGCAUCUGAUCAGAGCAGAAGCCAGCCUGGGCACAAGGGUGCUGAACAGGCAAAGCAACUCAAACUUGAAGAAAUGAAAUCCCCAAGAACAGCCACAUUAUGCCUCAUGUUGAUUGUGAUUUAUUCUUCCAAAGCGACAUUGAACUUGAAUUUAGAAGCUGUUGUUCAUCCUUUGAUUUUCCAGGAAUGGGAACUUGCUGAUGAAGAGCCACGGAGGCCAAAACGAGCAGUUGCCACGGGUAGCCCUGCAGCUGAGGAGUUCACUGUCGAUGUUGAGAUCAGUCUUGAGAAUGCAUCCUUCCUGGAGCCUAUCAAAGCUUACUUAAACAGCCUCAGUUUUCCAAUUCGAGGGAACAACACUGACCAAAUUACCAACAUUCUGAGCAUAGAGGUGACAACAGUCUGCAGCCCUGCUGGAAAUGAGAUCUGGUGCUCCUGUGAGGCAGGCUAUGGCUGGCCCCGGGAAAGGUGCCUUCACAAUCUCACGUGUCAAGAGCAUGGCAGCUCCGUCCCAGGGCACCGAUGCAGUUGCCUUAAAGAACUGCCUCCCCAGGGACCUUUUUGCCAACCUCAGGGAGCAGAUGUUAUUCUGAGAAUGUCAGUGAGACUAAACGUGGGCUUUCAAGAAGACCUCAGGAACACUUCCUCUGCCCUCUAUAGAUCCUACAAGACUGACUUAGAAACUGCGUUCCGGAAGGGUUACAGCAUUUUACCAGGCUUCAAACGGGUGACUGUGACAGGGUUCAGGCCUGGGAGUGUGGUUGUAACUUAUGAAGUCACGGCUACGACAGCGUCACCUGAGUUAAUGCACAAAGCCAACGAGCAGGUCAUGCAGAGCCUCAACCAGACCUACAAAAUGGACUACAACUCCUUUCAGGUUACCAGUAAUGAAACUAAGUUCUCUGUCAUGCCACAAGUAAUAUUUGAAGGGGAUACAGUCAACCUCACGUGUGAAAAUGAAGUGUUGUCUUACAACGUGUCUUGGUACCACAUAGAGCGACACUUUGACAUCCAGAACAGCAGCAAAUUCUCCAUUUCCACCACUGUGCUCAACAAUAUGACCUCAGUCUCCAGCCUCACCAUUUACAACAUCACCCAGGGAGAUGCAGGUGAAUAUGCUUGCAAACUGAUAUUAGAUAUCUUUGAAUAUGAGGCCAGAAAAAAAAUAAACGUCACAUCCAUCCAAAUUUGGGCAAAUGAAGAGAUGAAGGUGAUAUGUGACAACAGCCCUGUGUCUCUGAGCUGCUGCAGUGAGAAUAACGCUAACUGGAACCACGUAGAAUGGAAGCAGAAAGGAAAAAUCAGCAUCCCAGGAACCCCGGAAACAGACCCAGAUUCUGGCUGCAGCAGAUACACGCUGAAGGCUGACAGAACCCAGUGCCUGAGCGGGUCGUCGGGAACAACAGUCGUCUACAUGUGCGAGUUCAUCAGUCCCCACGGAGCCAGAGCCAGUAAGGACAUAAAAGUGACAUUCAUCUCUGUGGGAGAUAAUUCCAGCCUCAAAAGGGAAGUGCCCGAGGUCCUAAGGCAUGUGAUGGAAAUGAGUACAGUUCAGAGCACCACCCGGAACAGCCUAGAAACAAGUAAAGCCCAGGAGCAGCAAGCCAACCUAACAAUAACUCCGGACCCAAUUUCUGUUUCUGAGGGACAAAACUUUUCUAUAAGAUGCAUCAGUGAUGUGAGUAACUAUGAUGAGGUGUAUUGGAACACUUCUGCUGGCACUAAAAUCUAUCAAAGAUUUUAUACUGCAAGGAGGUAUCCUGAUGGAGCAGAGUCAGUGCUGACAGUCAAGACCUCCACCAGGGAGUGGAAUGGAACCUAUCAGUGCAUCUUUAGAUAUAGGAAUGUGUACAGUAUGGCAACCAAAGACGUCACUGUUCACCCACUGCCUCUGGAGGCAAAUAUCAUGGUUGAUCCGUUGGAAGCCAGUGUUCCCUGCAGUGGUUUCCAUCACAUCAAAUGCUGCAUAGAGGAGGAUGAAGACUACAAUGUAACCUUCCAGAUAGGCUCUUUGUUCAUUCCUGCUGCAAAAGAAGUCACUAUAAAGCAAGUGUGCUACAAACACAAGUUCAGUGCAGUCUCAGUUUCCUGGUGUUCAAAAACUAUUGAGGUGUUCUGUCACUUUACCAACGCUGCGAAUACUUCAGUCCGGAGCCAAUCUAUGAAGCUGAAUCUGGUACCUGGGAAGAACAUCACAUGCCAAGACCCCACACUGGGUGUGGGGGAGCCCGGGAAGGUCAUCCAGAAGCUGUGCCAGUUCUCAGACGUCCCCGGCAGCCCCGGCAGUUCUCUCGGGGGGACCAUCACUUACACAUGUGCAGGCUCCCAGUGGGAGGAGACGAGGAACAACUGCAUCUCUGCCCCGAUAAACAGUCUGCUCCUGCUGGCCAAGGCUUUGACCCGGAGCCCCUCUCAGGAAGAGAAGCUCCCUACCUACCUGCAGGAUCUUUCUGUUCGCACAGACCUGGUGAAACACGAAAUCCUCUCAUCUCCUGGGAGCCUGGGAGCCAUUAUUAACAUCCUUGAUUUGCUCUCCACAGUUCCAAUCCAAGUAAAUUCAGAAAUGAUGACGCACAUGCUUUCUACUGUGAACAUCAUCCUCAGCCAGCCGUCCUUGAACACCUGGAAGGUUUUACAUCAGCUACAGAUCAACCAUGGUUCCCAGCUACUGCACUCUGUGGAACGAUUUUCCCGAGCGCUGCAGUUAGAAGAUAAGCCCUCCCUGUCCUUCUGCCAAGCCAAUGUGCAGCUGACCAGCAUGGUCAUCAAACCCAGCCACCCUGAAGCCUAUGAACAGAGGUUUGUUUUCUCAGAGGCUGACCUCUGGGGCAACAUAAUCAUUGACAAGAGCCAGCUGGAAAACUUGGAGCCAGAUUCAUCUAUUGUCACUGUGGCUUUCCCAACUCUCCAAGCCAUCCUGGCCGAGGAUGAUCAGAAAAGGAAUUUUGCAAACAGCUUAGUGAUGACGACCACUAUCAGCCACAACAUAACCACGCCGUUCAGGAUUUCCAUGACCUUUAAGAACAACAGCCCUUCAGCGAGGGAAGCAAAAUGUGUCUUCUGGAACUUCAGCCUCGCCAACCACACUGGGGGCUGGGACAGCAGUGGGUGUCAUGUUGAAGAAAGCAAUGAGGACAAUAUCACCUGUGUCUGUGACCACCUAACUUCAUUCUCUGUCCUCAUGUCCCCUGACUCCCCAGACCCUGGUUCUCUCCUGGGGAUCUUGCUGGAUAUCAUUUCUUACAUCGGGUUGGGCUUCUCCAUCCUGAGCUUGGCAGCCUGUAUAGUCGUGGAAGCUGUCGUGUGGAAAUCAGUGACCAAGAACCGGACUUCCUACAUGCGCCACGUUUGCAUAGUGAACAUUGCUGCCUCCCUUCUGGUUGCCGACACUUGGUUCAUUGUGGUCGCCUCCAUCCAGGACAGUCACUAUGUGCUCUGCAGGACGGCCUGUGUGGCCGCCACCUUCUUCAUCCACUUCUUCUACCUCAGCGCCUUCUUCUGGAUGCUGACCCUGGGCCUCAUGCUCUUCUACCGCCUGGUUUUCAUUCUGCACGAGGCCAGCAAGUCCACGCAGAAGGCCAUUGCUUUCUGUCUUGGCUAUGGCUGCCCUCUCGCCAUCUCUGUCAUCACGGUGGGGGCCACCCAGCCACAGGACAUCUACACGAGGAAGGAUAUCUGUUGGCUUAAUUGGGAGGACACCAAAGCCCUGCUGGCCUUUGCCGUCCCGGCACUGAUGAUUGUGGUUGUGAACGUGACCAUCACAGUUGUGGUCAUCACCAAGAUCCUGCGGCCUUCCAUUGGAGACAAGCCGUGCAAGCAGGAGAAGAGCAGCCUGUUUCAGAUCACCAAGAGCAUUGGGGUCCUCACGCCGCUCCUGGGGCUCACUUGGGGCUUUGGUCUCGCCACCGUGUUCCCAGGGACCAGCCUGGUAUUCCACAUCAUAUUUGCCCUUCUCAAUGCUUUCCAGGGCUUAUUCAUUUUACUCUUUGGAUGCCUCUGGGAUCUGAAGGUUCAGGAAGCUUUGCUGAAUAAGUUUUCUUUGUCCAGAUGGUCUUCACAGCACUCAAAGUCAACAUCCAUAGGUUCAUCCACGCCUGUGUUUUCUAUGAGUUCUCCAAUAUCAAGAAGAUUUAACAAUUUGUUUGGUAAAACAGCAGCCCCAAAGGUCCCCCCCAGGCAAUGAUGGAAACCUUGUUAGCCGUGGCAGUUCUGCACUCAGAUGGAACGUAUAAUGUUUCCACCCCAGAGACAACCAGCUCAUCCUUGGAAAAUUCAUCUAGUGCUUACUCAUUGCUCAACUAAGACCAGGAAAAUUCAUCCCACGUGACCUCUUGAGAACUGUGGCUGUGCUUUGAAGAAAGAGAUCCUUCCAAAGCUGUGGGUAACAUGUUCUCUGCGCAGGUUUCUGGGAGCAGAUGCUGAAAAGACUUUUUCCUUAGAGAAGAGGCUUUCUUCUGUAAAAACAGACUAAAAGUAACUGUUACGUUUAUUUUUCUUCCCCCACCCCACCCCUGAUGUGACACUAAAUAUGUAUAGUAUUUAAGUGAAAUGCAAAUCCCCCCAGGCCCAACUUCCCUGUCUAUAUUGUAAUAUAGAAUUUUGAAAGACAUUUGUACUUUUCACAUAGUGGGCACAAAGAUAAGCUUUAGCUAAAAUAAUAAAUAAAAGGCCAGUCCCUAGGAAAUGUUUCAGUGAAUUCUAAGAAGGAAGGAAGGAAGAAAUGGGGAAAGGGAAGGAGGGAGAGAAAGAAGAAGAAGAGAAAAAAGAACAAAGAAAAGACUGAAGAAAAACAACAUUAAGGGCCACAUUUGAAGAUUUCCAUGUUAAUGAUCUAAUGUCAUCAGUUAGAUACUACAGCAUGGAGAAUUUGGUAAAAUGAAAAACCGGAAGUAAGCCGCAGGGAAUGAGUUCAGUAUCUUCCUGAUACCUUCUUAGCUGAAAGGAGGGAAAAGGUCCGUGGUAAAAACAGGGAGGAAGUGACAUCAUCGGGAUGCUUUCAAGUGGAUAAUGAUAUUUAUAAGACACAGGUGGAAGCAGGCACAAUGCUCUUGAUGCUACAUGCACACGUAUGUGCCUUUGCCAAGGUCUCAGCCAAGUGGCGUGAACAUCCAGAGGACAUAUGACAAAGAUCCACCUUAUCAGAUCCAACCAGAUCCAACUACUCACUGAAUUUUUUAUAAUUCAUCAGAAAAGCCUUAUAUUCUUCAGUUUGUUGCAUACUUUGAAAUCCAAAAAUAAAUAUUUUUUUGUACCCUUUAAUUGCCAAAUGUUUGCAAUUAAACACAUGGGACGGCAAUCAGACCCUAAUUGCCAUGCACUUAACAGCUUUAAUCAGGUACUUCUCUGUGCAGUACAGAGCAGAUCUGAGUCAUCUUCCAGCAUUGUGUAUCACUGUCCUUGUUCCUGUCAUUGUUACUGUGCAGAAUGGCCCUCGGUGUGUUGUAUAGCUCUCCAAGGGUUAUCUCUGUCAGUCUUUAAUUCCCAGACCAAUACACCCUAGGAGUUUUGCACGGUCUAAGUUGUGUUUAUUCCAAUCCCCUGGAAAGCUUCUGGAAAGAAAUGUGAUGGCUAGGGCCACUCCGUUCUCCUAAUAAUGCUUUACCUUGAUGAACAGACGGCAGGGCCUUUCCAAAGCAUUUGAUUGGUGGUGGAUUAACUGUGUGCGUGUUUUGUUCGUGUGUGCGUUUUUCAUUUAAAAAUACAAAUAUUUGUUGAGAUUGCAUUCAUAUUAGAGUUA
Molecule: messenger RNA, 5924 nt
Organism: Nycticebus coucang (slow loris)
Lineage: Eukaryota; Metazoa; Chordata; Mammalia; Primates; Lorisidae
Gene: ADGRF5
Product: adhesion G protein-coupled receptor F5
Exons: 23
Coding region: 261-4370 (1369 amino acids)
Biological process (GO): G protein-coupled receptor signaling pathway; cell surface receptor signaling pathway
Cellular component (GO): membrane
Molecular function (GO): G protein-coupled receptor activity
Source: RefSeq, a predicted model, not a curated record